Messenger RNA from Helobdella robusta, 1976 nucleotides. RefSeq lists its product as hypothetical. The record is from RefSeq and is a predicted model, not a curated record. The transcript has 7 exons. The coding region runs from base 49 to 1092 and encodes 347 amino acids. NCBI's taxonomy places the organism in Eukaryota, Metazoa, Annelida, Clitellata, Rhynchobdellida, Glossiphoniidae. Gene Ontology annotation, cellular component: membrane; intracellular membrane-bounded organelle; cytoplasm. Gene Ontology annotation, biological process: sphingosine biosynthetic process.
AAAAAGUUGAUAAUAUUGGUGAAUCCUUUUGGUGGGGCAGGAAAAGCGAUGCAGGUGUACAAAAAGAAGGUUGUUCCUAUACUGAAAGAAGCAGAUGUGAGGUACCAAACUAUUGAAACAGAAUAUGCAGGCCAUGCGAAAGAUUUGAUAAAAAACUUGAACCUCUCUGAAAUAAGGGGCAUAGUAGUUGUAUCAGGAGAUGGUUUAGUGUUUGAAGUCAUCAACGGUUUGAUGGAGAGAGAAGAUAAGUUUGUGGCCAUCAAGGUGCCUAUUGGAGUCAUCCCUGGUGGGUCUGGAAAUGCCCUUAUUUGUUCUGUUCUUUAUCAAGCAGGGUAUUACUUUUUUGAAUCUAACAGUGAAUCCUAUCUACACAACAUCGUGCUAACUUCGACGUUGUUUGUCAUAAAGAAUCGAACUGAACCUAUGGACUUAGUUACAGUUGAAACAAGUUCUAAUAAAACACUCUACUCUAUUUUAUCUGUGGCCUGGGGUAUAGUGGCCGAUGUCGACAUCGAAAGUGAAAUGUAUCGGUAUUUAGGGAAGGCUAGGUUUACUGUCGGUGCUAUUAAGAGAAUUGUCAAUUUAAGAAAAUACAAAGGUACUUUAUCAUUCCUUCCAUGCUCAAAUGAUGAUGACACAUCCACUAAACCACCCGCAGACCAAAAUGGGAAAACUUUUGAUUCGCAUAGACCGGCCUAUGCGCCUAAUUCACUAACUACUCCGGUUCCUGAUAACUGGACAAAGAUAUCGGCCAAUGAUUUUGUGUCAGUUGUCGCCAUGUAUCAAACCCAUUUGGCCCAAGAUAUGAAAUGUAUUCCUAGUUCGAAAUUACAAGAUGGAUGCAUCUAUUUGAAUGUUAUUAAGGGUAAUGUUUCAAGAGCAAAAAUGUUGCACUACUUCAACUCCAUGGAAGACGGUACCCUUGAAACAAUAUCUGACCCCUACUGCAACAUUUACAAGGUCAAGGCCUUCCGUAUCGAGCCUUCCGAUGACAUUACUUCCGGAAUCAUGACAGUAGACGGGGAGAGGGUGCAAUUUGGCUCCAUUCAGGGAUGGGUGAAUGAAGGGAUGUGUAGAGUUAUGAAAGCUUGAUUAAUAAGUGGUUAUUGUAUUUAAGAUUGGUUAUUUAAUGGAAUGUAAGAAAAAAUAUGUAAUAUUACUAUAAUAUUACUGUGCUAUGGUGUUUGUGUGUCAUGAUCUUCUAUUAUUAUUGCUAAGAUGUUUAAAAAAACUAUGAUGCAGAUUGUGAAUAAGAAUUAAAUUUGUUGAAACUUUUAUUCUCAAUUAAGUCCAUUAUGGAGAUGACGAUUUAUAGCAGCAUUAAUAACGAUGACAAACAUAAUAAAUCAUAUAUUUAUACAACAUUUAUAUUUUCAAGUCUUCCUUUAAAUUUUUCAACAUCUUAAAAAACUCUAAAGAAGCCAUUUUUUUUUACAAUUUGUAUAUAUUUUGUAUUCUACACAUGUGUUAUUAAUUAAUAAGUAAUGAAAAUACUGCUUUUUCACAUUUUUUUAUACUGUGUUUGUAUAUUUUUUGCCAAGAAAUUAACAACACUGAUCAGACCGACGUGGAUGCAUGUGAAAUCCUAUGGUUAGUUUUGGUUUUCGUAUGAAAGCAUCAAUGUUGUUACCGUUGUAGUUUACCGCUGAUUAAUGAAUGAUGUCAUUUUUUUUUUUUCUUAAACUUUGUUUUUACAGUACAUAUACUCACACAUGCCUGUGUGUGUACGUGUACAUAUGUUAUAUAUAUAUAUAUAUAUUAUACAUUAUAUAUAAGUCUAUUAAUACAUUCAACAAUAUUAUCUACAAAGGAUGAUUCCACUGGUCGGUCUACUGAUAAUUAUGAUUUUUCUUAAGUUAUGUGACUAUUGUUCUGUAUUACAUUGUGUGUGUGUGUGUGUGUCUGUGUAUGUAUAUGACGUGCCGUUAUACGUUUUUACGUCAUUCUAGUAAGAAUUCGAAAAAAAUCCUUACGAU